UGGCGGCGGCGGCGGCAACGACGGGAGGGGGCCUGCCGGUGGCUCGGAUUGCGCCCGACCGCCUUGGACGCCCGCAUCCCGGGCGGACCUCUCUCCCUCCGCAGCCCUCCUCCCCGCUUGGGAGCCUUAUGGGGGGUGGCAGGAAGCGCCUCUGCCCUUUCCUGCCUGCGGGGAGAACGCGGCGGCCGGGCUGGGCGCGCAGGCUCUGAGAGGCAGCCCCGGCACGAGCAACUGACCAGUGGCCUUUGCAGCAGCAGCGGCAGUACCAGCGGCGGCAGUCUGCCCCCCACCCCACUCCAAACAUGAGCCCCCUCUUGGGAAAAUAAGCCCCCUUUCCUCGGGGGCGCACGGAACGCCUUUCGCCCGCUCCCCCACCCAUCGCAUCUCCCUUUCCAGCGCCCUCCGUCCGUCCCUCCCUCCGCCGGCCCUGUGCUUGGAGGCUUCUAUGAGUGUCCGCUUGGGGGGAGGCCAGCAGGAAGGUAGCCCCCCUCGCCCCCGCGGCGUCCCGGCUCCGGGAGAAGGAAGAGGAGGAGAACGAUGUCUUUGCGCACCGCGCUGGCGACGGGCAAUGAGCGCAAUGCCGAGACGCACCAGCGCUGCCCGGUGGUCACCCUCGACCCGCCCGCUGCCCCGGCGACACCGCCGCUGUCCCCUCAGCCCUCCACCCUGGCCAGCAGCCGCUCGGAAAAGGGCUCGUCAUGGUCCAGCCGCUCACUGGGCGCCCGCUGCCGCAACUCCAUCGCCUCCUGCGCCGACGAGCAGCCCCACGUUGGCAACUACCGCCUCCUCAAGACCAUCGGGAAGGGCAACUUCGCCAAGGUCAAGCUGGCCAGGCACAUCCUGACAGGCAGGGAGGUGGCUAUAAAAAUAAUCGACAAGACGCAGCUGAAUCCAACGAGCCUCCAGAAGCUCUUCCGAGAAGUGAGGAUCAUGAAGGGUCUGAAUCACCCCAACAUCGUGAAACUCUUUGAGGUGAUAGAGACGGAGAAGACGCUCUACCUCGUGAUGGAGUAUGCCAGUGCAGGAGAAGUCUUUGACUACCUGGUUUCCCAUGGGCGCAUGAAGGAGAAGGAAGCUCGGGCCAAGUUCAGACAGAUUGUCUCGGCCGUGCACUACUGUCACCAGAAGAACAUUGUCCACAGGGACCUGAAGGCCGAGAACCUUUUGCUGGACGCCGACGCCAACAUAAAGAUCGCCGACUUUGGGUUCAGCAACGAGUUCACGCUGGGCUCCAAGCUGGACACGUUUUGCGGGAGCCCCCCCUACGCCGCCCCAGAGCUCUUCCAGGGCAAGAAAUACGACGGCCCCGAGGUGGACAUCUGGAGCCUGGGGGUCAUCCUUUAUACGCUGGUCAGCGGCUCCCUGCCUUUCGACGGGCAGAACCUCAAGGAGCUGCGGGAACGAGUCCUCCGUGGCAAAUACCGCGUGCCCUUCUACAUGUCCACGGACUGCGAGAACAUCCUGCGGCGCUUCUUGGUCCUGAACCCUUCCAAACGCUGCACCCUGGAGCAAAUCAUGAAGGACAAGUGGAUCAAUAUUGGCUACGAGGGGGACGAGCUAAAGCCCUAUAAAGAGCCAGAAGAGGACUUUGCAGACGCCAAGCGCAUCGAAGUGAUGGUCGGCAUGGGCUACACCCGAGAAGAGAUCAAGGAAGCCCUGACCAGCCAGAAGUACAACGAGGUGACGGCCACCUACCUCCUGCUGGGCAGGAAGAACGAGGUGGAAGGGGGUGAGUCCCGCACGGGCAGCAGCCUCUCGCUGGCCCGGGUGCGAGCGCCCAGUGAGGUUUCCAACGGCACCAGUAAGUCCUCCUCGUCUCACUCCAAGAGCCAGCGGAGCUCCUCCACUUACCACCGGCAGCGGCGGCACAGUGAUUUCUGCGGCCCAUCCCCAGUGCCCAUGCACCCCAAACGCAGCCCCACCAGCACGGGGGACGGGGAGCUGAAAGAGGACCGCAUGCCUUCUCGCAAGGCCAGCUGCAGCGUCGUCAGCAACAGCGGCAGGGGAAUCCCGCCCUCCAGUCCCAUGGUGAGCAGUGCCAAUAACCCCAACAAAUCUGAGAUCCCCGACCGCCGCAAGGACAGUGCCGUGAACACGAAUAACAUUCCUUCGAGUAUGAUGACCCGGAGGAAUACCUACGUCUGUACGGAUCGGCCUGGCGGAGAGCGACACUCCCUGCUCCAGAACGGGAAGGAGAACAGCUCUGCCACCAAUCGGGUGCCUCCCGCCUCCCCCUCCAGCCACAGCAUCGCCACCUCGUCCACCUCCUCGGACCGCACCCGGCUGUCUCGCGGCACCAACAUCCGCAGCACCUUCCACGGGGGGCAGGUGCGGGACCGGCGUGGGACCGGUGUGCAGAACGGGCCUCCCACCUCCCCCACGCUCUCCCAUGAAGCCACCCCUCUGCCUCAGAGCCGCAGCCGCGCCACCUCCAACCUCUUCAGCAAGCUCACGUCGAAACUCACGCGGAGGUCUGAGCUAAGCUCUAUGGCUCCACCCCCUCCCCAGGAGCUCUUAAGCAAGGCUGGGGUCGCAGACGAACCUGAGAGAAUCAGGGGACCUGCGCUCACAAGUUGCAAUCUACCUUGGCAUCAAAAGGAAGCAGAACCCCGGCUGCUCCGAUUUACCUGGAAUGUGAAGCUGACCAGCACCCGCUCCGCCGAGGCCAUUCUGGUUGCCCUCCGCCAGGCCACGGACUCCGCCAGCUGCUGCUGCCGCCAGACGGAGCCCUUCGUCCUGUCCUGCACCCACGAGAAGAGCCCCAGCGAGCACUUCUGCUCCUUUGAGGUGGAGGUGUGUCGCCUACAGCGCUUGGGAGGGCUCCACGGCGUCCUCUUCCGGCGCCAGGCGGGCACCUCCCUGGCCUUCCGCACCCUGGUGGCGAAAAUCUCGGACCAGCUGCAACUCUAGGCAGCGCUGGCUGGCGGGGCUUCUUCCUUCUGCGCCAACCCCACAGGCUGUUGCGGGGGGGCCAGAGAGAGGGUGUGACCCUCGGCCGCCCUCUCCGUUGCGUCCCCCUUGGGGGCUUUUUUCUGGGGCCUGAUCCUGCUGCCUGAUAGGACGAGGAGCUGCUCUGGGGGGCUCCCACUGGCCUGCCCGCUGUGCCUAGGGGCUGUGGGGUUGGGGAAAGAGAGGGGGGCGUUGAGGAAAGGGGGGUCACACCACCAUCACCGCCACCACCGGGGCCGGCUUCACCCUCGCCACUGUACUUGGUCCAAGGAUCGCCUCUAGGGGGGUCCCCAGCUGCUGCGGGAACCUUAAAGGGGAGCUCUCUCUCUCUCAGCCUGCUUCCCUUCCUAAGUGGUUUUUUUGGGGGGGGGGCUUUACUCUGUUAACUAGCAGACGCAUGGCAUGGGGAGCCUCGAAAGCAAAAGGGGGGUCUUUGGCAAAUUGUGGUGUUGCAGACCCCUCUCCUACCCACUUUGCCAUUACAGGGGAGAGUGUAGGAGCUGGGAUCCCUGCAAAGCAGGUCUCUCUCACCCCCUUCCUCUUCCCACCAGGUGCAUUUUCAAGGAGACCCCCGAGACCCCCGGGUAUAGGGCAGUAUAUAAAUUCAAUAACAACAACAAUAAUAAUUUUGGUUCCCCGCCCCACCCCCCGCUUCCAUCGGUUGGCAAAUGCUGUACCCAGAAGUUGAAACAGAUCCUUUCCCGCUCUCAAACCAGAGCCACUUUUUGGGGGGGGGGGUGUCCUUAAUUCCAGCUCCAUUUUAGUAUUUGGGACAAAAUUAUGUCUCUGGCUGAUGUGAAUCCCAGUUCCUUUUUUGGGGGGGGGGGACUGAGAGCUGGGUGUGCAGCUCCCACCCGAAGCCCGGCAGCCAAUGGCCAGAAAGCUAAAUCUGCCAAAGUCUCUCUGGAGCGGGGAGGGGGGGGGAGCCAGGCCUUUAGCCAAACUUGGGGGGCAAUGUUGCCAAAAGAGGAUAUCCUCUUGCCCAGGCAGUGGCAGUGGUGGUGAGAAGCAGGGGGAGAGUUGGAGGGUUCUGGGGAUGGCGUGACCCUGUCUUGCGGAGGGGCUGGCGGGCAGUUUUGGGUCCCGGUUGGUGCUCAGCCCCCUGGCUGCAGGAUUCGGCAGCAGCCAUUCAACCGGUGCAGCAGCUGUGGUGGGAGGAGGCCGCUGAGCUUCUGGUUCUCCUCUCGGAGAGGGUGGGUUGGAGGUUGAGUUUUGGCUUCUUCUGCUGUUGAACUUCCCCUGCAGCGCACCAAGGCCUUGAGUGGCGGGCAGGCCCCCUCACCGCCAUUCCCCACCAGCCCCACAUCACUAGACCAAGAACAACAACAACACACUCGCAAACCAGAACCCCGGUGCUUAGACGGCCCUCUUGAGAGGAGGCUGGCCCUCCCGGCGGUCGGUUCAAGGGCUCAGAUCCAUCGUCCUGACAGCUGGGGCCCCCGCCAGAGCUGCUGCAACGUUGGGGGGGUGGCUCCCCUCAGGAGGAUCGUGGGGGGGCAGCGUCCACCCCCCUCCCCCAUAAGAAAAGGCUGCUUCUCGCACAGCACUUCACCGGACAGGCGGGCAUUGCACACUGGUUCGGGCACGGCUGCCAUGCUCCCUGCCAUCUCUUGCUCGACAGGGAAAUGGGCCCAGCGGUGUGGAGGGGACCUUGUGGCCAGCACCCCCCACAUCCCAGGGCGGAGGAGAGGGGCAGCCUGGUCUCUGGUGGGGGGGGGGGCGGCAGCUGCGGCUGAGCUUGGAGGAGGGGGGUCCAGGUGGAGCUCACGGGUAACAGUGGCGACGCUAAAUUCGGCAGCUCUCGCGGGGAGAAAUUUUAAGUGGGUUUCCUUCCUCCUGCCCCCUUUCCUCCCCUUGCUCCUUUCGCCUCACCCCACUUCUGUACACUGGGUCCCCCUGCUGUGACCUCCCCCCCCUUCCUCCCGGACCCUGCCUCUUUGGGCGCAUCCCCCACCUCCCUCCCCAUCUGUACAGACUCCCCUGUAAAUAAUUGUCCAGUUAGCCCCCCCCCCCGGUUAUCAUUGGGUUAGCGAUAUUAAAUGAGCCCACCCUUUAGCCUUGGGACGAUUGUAAGUUAUUCCAGCCCCAGAGCGACAGUUCUGUACCAAACCCUUAAUAAACGUAGAAAGCCUCCGCCCGCCGUCUUCUCUGCCUUGUCUGCUGCUGGGCCGCUUCUCUCAUCUGUGGGGGUGGAAUUGGGCUCGAAGAGGCCCUUCGUGGAAACUGAAGGGAACCCUAAGGGUCAUCCAGCCCAACUCCCUUCAUUGCACUUCUCAACGGACAGGUAGAGUCUGUGUGGGACUCGCGCCCUUUGUUUGCCUGAGGAGGUCUCUCUCUGUAUGUGUGUUUAGAUCACUCAGUUUUGAGAGCAGCCCUCGGCCCAUGUUCAGAGGUGCUCUGCUUCCUUCUCUUAUUCUGGGUGGGGGUGGGGGGUUGAAACAGGACUCUUGAUUCGAAGGAGAAGUGCCUGAGAAGGACCUAGAUAGGCUUCUCCUGCUCUUGCCCUUCUAUAGGGGUACACUGCCCCUCCCACUGGAGGUUCCACUGAACCAUUGCAGCUAUAGUAACCACCAAUAGGUGUCUCCUCCACGGAUGUGUGUCUAAACCACUUCUAGAGCCAUCGCAGCUGGUGACCACCAUCGCCUCCCACGGGAGCAAACUCCACAAACAGGUGCUGUGUUGCGUGGAGAAAGCCCAGCUUCUGAAUCUCUUGCAGGGUUUCAAAUUACAAAACUUGCGGAGAGCUACUCCAGUACGAUUGUGGGUGCUGGGUUGAGUGCAGGGUGUCAUUGGGGUUCCUUUGACGCUCUGGGGACAUCUGGUGUGUGACGGGGAAGAGCUGAACUGAAACAAGGGACGCACGAUGCAAGCUCUCCGGCUCACAGCCUAGUAACCCUGCCUAAACGUAAGGACAUAAAAAGCCCAGCCCUGUGAAACUCUCGACGCUGGUGAUACCAGGUAAGGUUUGCAGGACCCCACCACUCACACCUGCAUAAUCUCUUCUCCCCAAGCUGGGCUACCCUGGGUCAGGCCAAUGGCCCAUCUGCCCAAUGUCCUAGGAACCAAGAUAGACUGCCUCUGGACCUGGAGGUUCCAUAGGUACAUAAGGUUAGCCCUGCUUUACCAGGCCAAUGGCCCAUGCAAAGGCCAGCAUUCUCUUCUCAUAGUGGCCAGCCAGAUGCCCAUUAGGGUAAACCUGCAAACAGGUUUGCAACUUGUAUCCAGAAGCAUUGCUUCCUCCUUUGGCAGCAGAGGCAGUUCGUAGCCAUUGUAGCUAGUAGUAAUCAGUGGCCGCCUCUAUGAAUUUGUCUAAUUCCCAGAUGUGCUUUGGGCCUGAUUGAUCAGGCCUCUUCUUAUUUACUUAAGAGGAGCCUUCUGGGUCAGGCCAAGGGAGCCAUCAAGCCCAGCCUCCUGCUCCUUCUGUUGUCAAAUACUCCUACCACUAGGAACCCAGGAAUGUUGAUAGAUUGCCUCUGGGCCUGGAGGUUCCAUCAGAUGAGCCUAGUUGCUGGGUCAGCCCAUCGGCUCAUCUAGUUAGCAUCCUGUUCUCAUAGUGGCCCAACAGAUGCCUCAAAGUGAAGCCCAAAGGCAGGACCUGGGUGCAAGAGGCUAGAACCCCUUAUGGGAAACAUGCAAUAGGGAUUGGAGCACAAGGGCACCUCUCUCUCGCUUCUUGCACUUUCCAGUUUUCAGAAGCGUCGCUGCCUCCAACAGAAGAGGCAGAGCGCAACCAUCACUGCACCCAGCUUUGCUUUCAGACCUCACUGGCUUUCCCCCCUCCUCUGCUACAAAUGCAACUGUAUGAAGAGUUAGCAUCAUAGAAUCGUAGAGUUGGGUCCCAAGGGUCAUCUAGCCGAACCCCCUGCAGUGCUUACUAAAAAUACCUUUAUAAAAAAAAACAGCACAAGAGACUCCUUUGGGGAGGAGGCAAGGCUCUGGGGGCCAUAAUUCGCUUUAUUAACUCCUUCCACUAGGACGCAGGUGUCACGAGCUUCCCAGCUGCCCCGCCCCACCCCAGGCGGCCUUCCGCUCUCCUUCGCAAGAGAGAGGAGGGCGCCCAGGGACAGGGCGGUGGGUCGCCGGGAGUGGCAGGGUUGGGGUCACCCUCCCCCCGGAGUCCAAGCCCCAGUCCACGCGGGGUCAGCAGGACGGCGGCCGCGGGAAACCUCUCACUUCUGCGCAGGGACCAUGUCGUCGAUGGCCUGGCCCUUCUCCAGCUUCUUCUCCAUCUCAACCAUUAGCUUCACGCCGUCCA
This is a messenger RNA of Zootoca vivipara (common lizard), 7204 nucleotides long. RefSeq names its product microtubule affinity regulating kinase 4 (gene MARK4). NCBI's taxonomy places the organism in Eukaryota, Metazoa, Chordata, Lepidosauria, Squamata, Lacertidae. Gene Ontology annotation, biological process: microtubule cytoskeleton organization; protein phosphorylation; intracellular signal transduction. Gene Ontology annotation, cellular component: cytoplasm. Gene Ontology annotation, molecular function: protein binding; tau-protein kinase activity; ATP binding. The record is from RefSeq and is a predicted model, not a curated record.